This is a messenger RNA of Myxocyprinus asiaticus (Chinese sucker), 1235 nucleotides long. RefSeq names its product ubiquitin-conjugating enzyme E2 B. The record is from RefSeq and is a predicted model, not a curated record. Gene Ontology annotation, biological process: protein polyubiquitination; proteasome-mediated ubiquitin-dependent protein catabolic process; DNA repair. Lineage: Eukaryota; Metazoa; Chordata; Actinopteri; Cypriniformes; Catostomidae. Bases 105 to 563 code for a protein of 152 amino acids. The transcript has 6 exons. Gene Ontology annotation, cellular component: HULC complex. Gene Ontology annotation, molecular function: ubiquitin conjugating enzyme activity.
CCAGGUUGAUGGUGUCACACUUGACGUCAUUAGGGCAUCGCACCACCUUCUUGAAUCUAACGGGUGUCUGCUCGCUUUAUGACACAAUAAGGCGCUAUUAAAGCAUGUCCACUCCAGCGAGACGGCGACUCAUGAGAGACUUCAAGAGACUUCAAGAAGACCCUCCGACUGGUGUGAGUGGUGCACCUUCAGAAAAUAACAUCAUGCUGUGGAACGCUGUGAUUUUUGGGCCUGUAGGAACUCCAUUUGAAGAUGGAACUUUCAAGCUAGUUAUUGAAUUUUCAGAAGAAUAUCCAAACAAGCCUCCUACAGUUCGCUUUAUCUCCAAAAUGUUUCACCCAAAUGUAUAUGCAGAUGGCAGUAUAUGUUUAGACAUUCUGCAGAAUCGCUGGAGUCCCACAUAUGAUGUUUCCUCCAUACUGACAUCCAUACAGUCUCUGUUGGAUGAGCCGAACCCGAACAGCCCAGCGAACAGUCAGGCUGCACAGCUCUAUCAGGAGAACAAACGUGAGUACGAGAAGAGAGUGUCUGCUAUCGUAGAGCAGAGCUGGGUCGACUCGUAAUGUCACAUCAGCAAACAUCUCUGACAAGUGCCACCAACACUCAAUUCAUACGAAGAAAACCAACAAUAUUUGUGUGCUUAUUUAUUGUUUUGAACUGCAUGAUUAACACAAUUUGACAUGUACUACAGUUGGAUUGAUGCAGUUGAUGUUUUAAAGGAAUGCCGAUUGUUGGCAAAAAGUUCCAAGUUAUUCUCCUUACUAAUAUAUUUCAAAACAUCUCAAGAUGCUUCAACUUAUCAAGGGUUGACAGAGAAAUCUUUGAAAGAUUUUACACGCCAGGGGCGUGGCCAGAAGGGUGUCACGGGGUGGCAGCUGCCAUCUUAAAAAUGAGCUUUGCCACCCCAACUCGGACCUAGCUCGUAUAGUGGAGAAGGUGCACAAUGGCUUAACCCGGCACAAGUGCACAAGGUUUUGCCACCCCGUGAGUAAAAUCCUGGACAUGCCCCUGACAUGUGUUUGUGCUUCAGAUUCAAUAAGAGGGUAUGUACAUAUAACACACUGAAGUUGGACACAGUGGUUACGGUCAUUUUUCAAAGAAUGUGUGGAUAUCUGGAUGACAUGUUAAAGGAUUGCAAAGUUAGUGUUUUGAAGUUAGUUUUUGUGAAUUUGUCAUAUAAGAACAUUUAUACUUCUAAUAUGCUGUAUAAAAAAAUAAAUAAACAUUUUUUCAGA